Salvelinus sp. IW2-2015 is the source of this 6339-nucleotide messenger RNA. RefSeq lists its product as uncharacterized. Gene Ontology annotation, cellular component: membrane raft; plasma membrane. The record is from RefSeq and is a predicted model, not a curated record. Lineage: Eukaryota; Metazoa; Chordata; Actinopteri; Salmoniformes; Salmonidae. Gene Ontology annotation, biological process: T cell receptor signaling pathway; intracellular signal transduction; negative regulation of T cell activation.
CACAGAUGGAGCAGGACGGGAAACUGAGAGACGAGCCCCUCUGGUAGCGGCGGGAAGCAUCCUCUGAAAUAGAAACAUAAGCUGCCCCUUCUGCAGCAGAAACGGAAAAACGGACGCAAGAAAAAAAGCAACAACAAAACCGAGAGUUUUGCACAGUGUCGUGCUGCUUUCGCGUUUAAUAUCACGGAAGAGUCGGGGAAGGUUGUGAGUGAGUGAGUGAGUGAGGGGGUGGAUCUUUGCAGAGAAUGAAAUCCAAGGCGCUUGUUGUCCCAAGUGAAUUCAUUUGAAGAGCUUGCAGAGACACAGAGCGACCGGGAUGCCGCGCAACAUCGCUCCUAUUCAUCCGCGAGGUUAAGUUUUCCUGAGCACCCUCCUUCCGUGUGAGUGUGUGUCUGAGUGUGUGUGUUAUGGCGUCUGUGAUGGACGAUUCCUACCGUAAGGUGCUGUUGCUAGGGGCCAUCGCUGCAGCGUCAGCCUUUGUGGUCACCAUCGUCAUCGUGGUGGUUUGUGUGGGCUGCCAAAGGAAAAACAAGACCAAGCAUCCUCCGGCCGAUGGAGAGAAGGGCUCCUCAGCAGACACGGGUGCUCUCCGUCAGCCCAAGAACAGCUCCAUGAGUAAAUCUGACACUAGGCUGCAUGAGAUCAACCGCUUGCCCCGCAACGGCAACAGUGGGGGUAAGAACCGUCCUGCCAGUAUGGACCUUCUCCUCCUCCACAGCCAUCGCUCCACCUCUGACCUCCGCCCCCCACUUGUCCGCCAGCUCCCCCAGAUCCCCACCAGCCCCGAGGGGGAGGGAGACCCAGUGGGAGGAGACAUGCAGAAGGGAGGAGAAGAGGGGGUCAGAGACCACACCUACACUGAGGUGGSGAUCCGGAACUCGCCCGUCCGUUGCUUAAACGAUGGGCUGUACGAGAGUGUAGGGAUCAGAGAGGUGGACACGGUGCCCCCAGUUCCCCCACCCACAUCAGCCAACACCCCAGCAACACUCACGACCUCACAGAGCCCCAAUGGGACCCGCACUGACGAUGUCCGCAAUGGGAACAGAAACAGGAAUGGGAAUGGAAAUGCCAGAGGAGCUGUUAAUGGGAGUAGCAGAGGAGGAGGGAAGGGGCCCAACGGUGCGGCCCUGGCCUCCCUCCCCUCCCUGGCCCCCCAGGACCCCGUAACGGCAGAGUAUGCCUCCAUACGGAAGGUCAAGAAGGAGGCAGUGUUCAUGGGAAACGGGGAGCAGUACAUCUGGAAGCCCCCGGAGGACAAUGACAUCGUCAUCUUGCACCCAGCGCCUAUACCCCCGGGGGAGAACGGACAGGGACACACACCCACAGCCAUGGAGAUUUCUGACACCUACUCCACUGUGUGUAAAAGCCAGAAGAAGAAACCUCCCCCAGACAACAACGGAGCCAAGACCCUCCCCCACAACCAGUGCUCUGUGGAGGAGAAUGGAGGAGGUGGGGGAGGAGGAGCAGGAGGRAAUGGGACGUGGGUCGGUCCYGGGGGAGGGGUGAGGGGUCGUGGCYGGGGGGUCCAGGGUGGUCAGGCCCGAUCCCACGAGGAGCCCUGCUACGCGCCAGUUGGCGACAGGUCCUGGCCCGCCUGUGUGGUAGCCAAGUCUGACCCGGCGUACGCCACUAUAGACUCCCACCGGAAACGUGCGCAGGCAGGUACCAAUAUCGGUGUACUGGGGUCAAACGCCACACUGAAGCCCAAGAAGAAGCCUCCUCAGCAGGAAGCACCGUCUCCCGGGGCCCCGGGCCCCCAGGGACCUCCAGCAGGUCCCCCGGCCCCUCUAACCAAGGCCCUGCCUGGGGGGGAGAACUUCUAUGAGACCAUCAGCGAUGUGAAACAGGGGGCCAACAGUGCCAGCACCACCACCAUCUUCACCUUCAACGACGGGAUGGAGAUGUACGUCACUGGCCUGUAGCUGAGAGACACUGGCUCACACACUGUGUGGUUCAGACCUGUUUGGGUUCUUCUGACCCUGUCUACACCUGGUAUGAGCUAUGAAAGGGACUGUAACAAUGUAUAUAGCAAUGAGACCCACUGGUGAAACCAAGCAUCGGUUGUCACUUUCAUAAUACAAUGUCUCCAGUGAUAGGAUUAUGGCCACAUCCAGUGAUAAAAGAAGAAGACAAUGUUUGGAGGCAUUCACCAGGUUUAGACAAGGUCUCUGACACCAGACCCAACCAGUGGUGGAAAUUGACUUUUUGGUUCACUGACUGGGGGAUUCCAGAUAGGGGUUCCAGUGCCAGUCGUAGCUUUGAAAGGAACCCAGUUCCAGGGGUUCCUCCUCAUUUACACCACUGGACCAACAGAACCAGAACUACUGUACGUCUUUGAGAUGUAUCACAGAGCCAGUCUGGCUAACCCGAGCAUGAAUCAUUCGAGCCAGACUCCCAACAACAUGUCCAACAAGACCAGACUGAGCAUCACGUUUUGCACUGGAUAACAGUGUCACUAUUCACUUUACCUUACCUUACACACCCAUUUGUGUGACAUUUUACAUAUAUAUUUAUUUUUGUAUAAAGAUGGUACCCUUAAUAAAGCAUGCCCUGUACAGAACACACGACAUGACACACAAUCACAGAUACACGUGCAAACACACACACACACACACACACACUGUAGCGCAAACAUUGUUGUGCAUGAAAACACACAUUCUCACAAAGAGGACAGAGGAAAGAAGUGUGGAGACACCAGGGUGGCUUCACUUAGAAGUCCCAACCCCCUGAUGACACUAUCGGUGGUGUCACUGGUGGCGUCACUCAAAAGACUACUGACUAACUACAUUAGGAGUAUUUUUCUACGGCAAUACAGUGGUAAUACAGGCCUAGUUCACACAUUUUUUUUAUCUUUUUUUGUUAAUAAUUAUUAUUAAAUACAUUUCGAUUGAUCAGGUAGCACCCCUACUUCCCUCGGCUAUGUUUAUAUCAUUCCUUUCUGUUCCUUUUUAAACCUCUGAAAUAUAUAUCUUUUUUUUAAAAUUUUGCUCAACAUUAAAUGACUUCGCCAAUCAGUGCGGAUGGAGCAGAUUGCUAUGGAGCGGGCAAGCUAUUUACAUGCAUCGGACAGACAAGUGUAGUGCACAAUAUGGACUGAAAUUUGGCCGGUGGGGAGUGAAGCGAGAGAGGGUGGAGAAGGAUUGGCUUGAUGCGCUGGGCAUCUUGUUGUUAUGAUAUGCAUUAUCGGAAUUAGGGCCACAGAAUUUGACCUACGGAGGAGUGGCUUCUAUGAAGGAACUUAGAAUGUUUUUGAACUUCAGAGAGUUGGCUUAACAUUGGACCAGAACUAGCUAGCUAGCUAGCUAACACGCUUCUGUGUGCAGAGUGGCACCAGAAUGAAAAGAAAAACAUGUCUGACCUUUUUGUCGUUAAUAAAUGUGAAAAGUGAUAAUUMUAGUAUCCUUAACUAUCAUUGAAAAGGUUAAUCUAUUCUUCUCUAAUAAAAACAUCUCUCUCUAAUUUCUGAAUCACACUUGUAACAUCAGUACUAGACUACUAGACUAUACUUCGGAGGGGGAAGGACAGGUUGCCUACACAUGCACACACACUGACAAAGAUUUUCAGCUGGCAGGAAUACGUUUCUGAGUGACAUAGUGAGGGCUUUGCGUAGGCGCUUUGUUGCGUUUUUUGUGGGACUGGGAAAAAAUGCCCGGAACGUAAGAUAACAUUAUUAACCGGUUCCCAUGCUUUUAAAAUAACAGUUCUGUUCCRGAAUAGUAUAUAUUAGUUUCAUUUGCGGUUCUGAUUCUGUUCCUCUAAAUGUUUUGUUAUUUUCCAGUUUUUCGGUUCUGUUCUCUGAAUCGGUUCCAACCCCUGACGGUAAAAUGCUCUAACCUGGAGGAGGCGCUCUUGUCUCGAACCCAACACUUUCCUGUACAACCUUUACUUUUUGGUGUUCAAGGUAGAAUUUGCCCCGAGCCACAGAUCUACAGCACAUACAUACAGUACACUGAAGAUGUCUUGUAACUGUAAGUGGCUUUGGAUGAAAACGUUAUGGUAGUAAGGGAGUAUACUGUAUAGGUCUACAUAGAGCAAUCACUAUAGAUCUGAAAUACAUCUAUCAGACUUACAUGCAGGGAUUUUGAGCAACUUUAUUUUAAUCUUGUAGAUAUUAGUCUUGUAGAGUUGUAUUGAGCUCAUCCGGGUUGAUAGGUCAGGGUAAAAUGGCCACCGUUGUUCUUGUUGUCAGUGGUGACAGAGUUCAAGCAAAGCAGUGGUCCACCUCAAGUUGCCUCACAAUGUUAAUUCCAUCCAGAACUACUGAGCUUUGACCACAGUGACUGACCACAGAGCAACAACUGACAAACUUAUAGGGAUAGUUCAACCCCACACCUAAGUCUUCCCUUUUCACAUCUCAAAAGUGGUCUAAUGUUGAGUUGAAUUCAUAUACCACAAGGUCUGUGGUGUAGAGCCUUCAAGAGAAAUUCACAGGACUUAUGGUACAGACAGACAGAGAAAUCGGACUGCCGAUAGGUACUUAGCACAGUAGAAGGCUGCAAGGGCAUAACAUUUACAACCUUAAUCGAUGUGCUUGCUCGUGCUCAAAYAUUUUUGAUGGGCUUCAUAGUAAAGACACUGUGCACCCGUCAUUUGAAUGGAAAGGGACAUUUACAAACACCAUAAGUGUAAUGACAUUCGGCCUACAAGUGGUGUGUAUUCAUGGAUGCCAAGAGAAGCCAGGCUUCCCUCUGGAAUAUAAAAAUUAAUACAAUGAUUUCUCAUUAGUCUAUUCGUGUUUAAUAAUUUUCCGUAAAUUCUCAAGAGGCUGAAUCUAUUUCACCGGAGCGAGGGAAACAGCGCCUCUCUGGGCCAUCCCCUGGACACGCCACUAGGAGGCCAUUCCUUCUCUUUCUAGAACAAAAGAUGUCCCUGCUGUGUGCCGACCUGGUGCUGACAAACUUGCGGUUUCUACUUGUAGAAUCUCAAUGCUCGUCAGUGGCCUUGAACUUAACUUUGACCCAAUCAGAGAGCACAAACCUCCACAUGGGGGAGCCGACAAAAGUGACAAGAAAUAGGAAAAAAAUAGGGACAUUUCCCGGUGUAAUCUUCCACCUUUUCAUCAGAAUUGUCCUAACUAAAAGAAUAAAGCUGCAAAAUGCAUAUUUUUUUCUUGAGCAAGUCUUGACAUCUUUUAUGUCUAGGAGUUUUAGUUAGGUUCAGUUUGAUAAUGUGCACCUGCUCAAUAGUUAGCUGCCUAGCUAACAUUAGGAGUUUUGUGCUUGAAGAAGGAUUUUUAGUUAAGUUCAGUUUGAUAAUGUGCACCUGCUCAAUAGUUAGCUAGCUAGCUAAGGAGUUUCGUGCUUGAAGAAGGAAUUUUUGUUAGGUUCAGUUUGAUAAUGUGACCUGCUCAAUAGUUAGCUAGCUAGCUAAGGAGUUUUGUGCUUGAAGAAGGAUUUUUAGUUAGGUUCAGUUUGAUAAUGUGCACCUGCUCAAUAGUUAGCUAGCUAGCUAAGUAGUUUUGUGCUUGAAGAAGGAUUUUUAGUUAGGUUCAGUUUGAUAAUGUGCACCUGCUCAAUAGUUAGCUAGCUAGCUAACAUUAGCUUGCUAACUGAGCCAGGCACUCACACACACUUCAUUUGAAACAAAUAGGGUUGGUAAGUACAUAUGGUGACAACAUUUAAUAUACCCAAAUGAGGGACAACAAGAUGAUUUUUGCAGGACAUUUGCGGGACAGUGUAUAGCCUACAUGGAACUUUUGUGGGCAGGGCAGCACAAAACCCACCCCCCAAAAAUACCCUCAAACACCAAGUUAGGCAUACCAUAUUUAAAAAUAGACCAUCACUGUCAAUUGUGACUGAUAAAUCUUCACGGUUUACCAGUGAAAUGUCCAAACUGCAUCUGUAUGCCAAUAAUUUAAUCUCAAUCAGUUUCAUGGGAAUAUGCAUUAAGAUCUUGAAUUACUGUUUCGUGACUAAAUUAGAGCUGAUGGUGUUAACAAACUAUAUAGCCUUCCUGUAUUUUGACUUUUAGACACAUUAUCUUUUUUUUGUUACUAUUCAGCUGACCAUCCUAAAAUCGCAUAAGAAAUGAGAUGSUGUUUUUGGUGUAACAAUAACUUUAUGAUAUUAUAUUUGGGUCUGUUAUGUAGAACACAAAUGAUCAUUAUGUGAUCUUCCAAGACAUUGAUUGAGCUUUGAUCUAACUUUACUACAGAGCCGGCGCCAGAACGAAUCAGUUGGACGGGCAUUUGAUUUCCAUAAGGGGGCAUGUUUUUUCACAGGAAUUAUGUGCUUUUUUUUAAUGGGUUUUAUAGUAAAGACAUGUMAUUUAACCAUUUAAUGUGGCAUGAACACAACUUGUCUUCAUCUGCUUGUCAAACAAAUCACUUCAAAAAGUAGG